AUCGUCAACUCACACUCUUUGCCAUCACAACGAGGUCAACACAUCACCGAGUCGUCGCUCCAUCAACGCCGCCGACGUUUGUGGGGCGCCCCCUAUAGCCAAGAUCACAGACCUUCCCGUGUUCCGGGCCGUGCUCAGUCAAACUCGCGAUGGCGCCGCGGAUUUUCUAGCGUCCCAGAAGGUCAACGCUCAGCAAAGGAAAAGACUUGCGUGCUGACGGGACAACACUCCAUUGUGGGCGGGGUGGAACACAUUAGGCGUUCAGGCGUGGGUGGUGCUGAUUCGCUGCAAAGCCUCCGCGAUGUAUUGAUUCUGGAUGUGCUGCAAGGCUGACUGCGUCGCACGUGGACGGCGUCCCUCAGCCCUAAGGCUAGACGCUUAGUCUUAUUGAUGGCGGUGCGCAUCCUCAGAGACCCCAGUUUCACAUUUCCUCCUUUACGCUUUACGCUCCUGUCGCAAUGGCGACCGUCUCUGUUGUGGGCAUCGCCGGCGAUGCGCUUCAGCGAAAUGAUAGUGUUGCCGACAUCACCAAGGACAAGCACAUCCAGAUUUCGAUCACCCCGAUUGAGGACGAUGGGAUCAGUGGCGCGGAAAAACUUAGUGUCGACAGCCUGAACUCAGAUUCAUCGCGGCAGAAUAUCGAGAGUCAGGUUGCGCGACUGCGAGAGGAAAUUGCCGUCGCGAACAAUGUUUUGGAGCUGUGCAUCCGUGAGGCUGUCACGGCCAGCACCACACUCGAGAAGAAAAAGCUUCAGGAACGCACCAAUGCCGCUUACACCGCGUGGGCGGCGAAAGAAGUGAUUCUGAAUGACUUGCUGAAUUCCAUGCAAGAUUCGGAUGACAGCUCGACAUACAGCUCUUCCACCACCCAAAGUAGAAAACUGAGCAUCCAACCCUAUCCCUCUAACAAAAUGCACAUACGCAAAAGUUCGCAAGUGCCUCCAGAAGUGUCGGCGUCAGCGACUGCGUUCAUGAAACAAAUUGGCUGGGUAAGCCCGGCAUCGCUCAUCCAGUAUCUCAACAGCGGCAUCGACGUCAAUGCCAUGGGGCAGUUUCCUGGCUAUCCGCAACACCCAAUAACCCCACUAAUGGCCAUUAUCCGUUCUCCAUUUGUAUCCGAGUCGACAGAAAUCAUCGAGCUCCUCCUCGAACAAGACGCCGACCCAUGCAUCCGUGACAGCCAGGGCCUCUCCGCCUUCGCCCACGCCAUCUACACGCGCCGCAAAGACGCCAUCCGGCUUUUCAUCCGCACGCUGCUCGCCUACGAGCGCGCUGGUCACCCCACCGGCGCCGCCUCCCUGAUUGUCGACACCACCUGGACCGGCGCCAAGCACCUCGAGUGGGACGCCGCCGCGGCCAUCAUCUCCCACGACCAUGACACCCUCACCACUCUCCUGGCUUCUCCCGACUCCCACACCACCCUCACGCUCACAGCGUGUCUCCCUCUCGCCCUUCUCUUCGACAACAACCCUGCCAUCACCGCCCUUCUAGCUUACGGCCUCUGCCCCUCGACACCCUUCCGCCGCACCCCACCCCACCCAAGCCGCCCCUUCACAAGCCCUAUCUCUCUCGCAAUUCACACCGGCUCGCUCGCCCACACCCAAACGCUUCUCUUUCACGACCUGGCCACUUCUCCUCGCCGUAGCCGCACCUGGUAUGCGCAGCUCUUCGCGGCCCUCCCCGGACCGACCCCGGACCCCGACCUCACAGCCUUUAUCCUCGAUAACGUGCCGCUCGUCGAGGCGCUGGAUCGCGCGAUCCGCUGCGAGGACCGCGCUUGGAUUCACCGCAUUGUGCUGCGCACGGUUGGGCUGCUGCUGCUGUCGGAGCCAGAUGUGACAGGCGCGCGCGGGCUGGCGGCGGAGGCGUUCGCGGGGCUGUUCGAUCGUGCGUGGAAGCUGGGGUUGUGCGAUAAGGUGGUGCUGGCUAGGGAGGUGGUGAAGCUUGUGGAGGGGCAAGGAGGGAGAGACUUCACGUUUGUGGCGUGUGGUGGCGGGUUAGGAGUCUCGGUGCGGAUGGUGGAUUGGCUGCUCAUUGCUGCCGCAGGGCAAGAGUGAUAUUCGAGGGCAUAUUGGAGCACGAGGGAAAAUCUUGUUUGAGCGGGGCGUUGGACGGUGGCGUGUUUGGGCGUGUCUACCUGGUCAUGUUCGGUGUACAUAGGAUGGAUGGGCUAUGUUUAUA
This is a messenger RNA of Boeremia exigua, 2181 nucleotides long. RefSeq lists its product as uncharacterized. Lineage: Eukaryota; Fungi; Ascomycota; Dothideomycetes; Pleosporales; Didymellaceae. The transcript has 2 exons. The coding region runs from base 459 to 2057 and encodes 532 amino acids. The record is from RefSeq and is a predicted model, not a curated record.